This is a messenger RNA of Penicillium manginii, 1083 nucleotides long. RefSeq names its product putative RNA binding protein Rnp24. Gene Ontology annotation, molecular function: RNA binding. NCBI's taxonomy places the organism in Eukaryota, Fungi, Ascomycota, Eurotiomycetes, Eurotiales, Aspergillaceae. The transcript is spliced from 2 exons. The coding region runs from base 1 to 1083 and encodes 360 amino acids. The record is from RefSeq and is a predicted model, not a curated record.
AUGUCGGAAUCCGUGGAUCGCACCGAAAAGAAGCGUAAGCUUCAAGAUGGCCCUGAACUCGAGAUCGAUGUUUCUGCGCCGGAACCCCAAUCGAAGAAAGCUUUGCGCCAAGCGAAAAAGAGCAAGACCAGCGAAUCCUCCAAAGACACCGAAGAUGCCUCGUCCGGCAAGACUGAGUCCAAAUCCAAAUCCAAAUCGACCGCUGAACCCGCAAAGCGUUCUCCCUGGGGAAUCUGGGUCGGAAACAUGGUCUUCUCGACGACGGAGAACGAGCUUGUCGAGCAUCUUCUGAAAUUUUCGGGACUCGAAAAAUCUACGAUUACUCGGGUGAAUAUGUCCAAGGGUCCGGAGAAGUUUGGCAGACUUCAGAACAAGGGUUUCGCGUACAUUGAUUUUUCGACCAAGGAAGCCCAGGACACAGCCGUGGAGAAGGCGAACGAGAAGCUUCUGACAGGCCGUCCUUUGUUGAUCAAGCCUUCCAACAACUUCGAGGGUCGGCCCGACAAGGCUGUCAUCGCUGCUUCCGCCAGCGGUAACCCCCCCCAUCUCGACGACUUUAUUUUCGACACCACCAAGGAGUCACUCGAAGAGCAUUUCGGCCGAUGCGGCACCUUGACCCAUGUACACCUUGCGACUUUCCAGGAUUCAGGAAAGUGCCGUGGAUUUGCCUGGGUGGAAUUUGAGGAUAUUGCGAUCGCGGAAGCAGCGGUGAGGGGAUAUGUGAUGGUCAAGGAGGAGGAGGAAGAGGAGUCCUCGGACAGCUCCGACUCGGAAUCUGACGACGAGAAAAAGAAGAAGAAGAAGAAGGCCAGAAAGCCUCGCAUGGAGAAAGUCUGGGUGAACACCCUCCUGGGUCGCCGCCUUCGCUUUGAAUUCGCUGAAGAUGCGCAAACCCGAUACAAGAAGCGCUUUGGCAAGGAUAGAGAGGGAGGCAAGAACGAGAAUGGCUCUUCCGAAGAGCAACCCCGCAUGCGCAAGCCCCGGAAGCAAGAGAUUGACGACAGUCGCUACUCCAAGGAAACUGUUCAGCGACUCAGCGGUGCCAUUGUCGAGGGACAGGGAAAGAAGGUCAGCUUCGACUAA